ACAUGUUACCUACGCUAUAAUUAUAGCAAAGUGCUCCUUGACCACAGCUGAUCCCUUGCUGGAAGCAUUUCCAAAAUUCGUCAUGGAAGGAAACUCCAGUGGGAACACCUACCUGGUCUUGGACGAGAACUCUAGUGAUAGUUAUGACGACACUGGAAAUACAUUUCAGUUUUACGCCUGGGGAAUCAUGGCCAAUUUUGUGUCUGUUCUUGGCCUGAUUGGAAACAUAUUGUCUAUCAUCGUACUGAGUGACCGGCGGAUGCGUUCCCCGACUUCAUGUUAUCUCAUUUCACUGGCUGUAUACGACUCCGUUGUUUUAUUGUCAAUGUGUCUAUCUUUGGCAAUCCCUACACUCAAAUACAAAACCAACCUGCUGGACGACUACUUCAAAUUCUACCCAUACAUGCAUGUGUAUGCCUACCCAAUAGCGCUUAUUGCCCAAACAGGUACCAUUUACACCACCGUGGGCUUUACUAUAGAGAGGUACAUAGCUGUCUGUAGGCCACUUCACGCAGCAGAAAUGUGCACGAUUUCACGCGCCAAGAAAGUCAUACUGGUCAUAUUUAUUUGCAUAGUGCUGUAUAACGUACCGCGCAUGAUGGAACACAGAGUCCUGGAACAGUGGGAUAACGUCACUAAUACAACCACUGCACAAAUCAUCCCCACAGACCUGGGCAAUGACCAAGUCUACAAGACGAUCUAUUUUAUCUAUCUUCAUUUAUUUAUCAUGUUCCUGGUGCCAUUUUCACUGCUAUUUGUGUUAAAUCUUCUGCUGAUAAGAGCCGUGAGGAAGUCUCGCCAAACGCGCCAAGAGAUGAGCGCCAGUCGUGCCAAGGAGCACAACUUAACAGUUAUGCUGAUAGCUGUCAUUGCGGCGUUCCUUAUCUGUCAGCUUCCCUCUAUUGCUGAUAAUAUCUUGUUUGUGGUCGGAGUGCCAUUCAACUUGGACUACAUCCGCUUCACAACCAUCAGUAACCUAAUGGUGGUCACAAACUCAGCCACUAACUUCAUCCUGUACUGUGUGUUUGGCAAGAAGUUCCGCAAAGUGUUCUUCCGAAUAUUCGGCUGUCAGAAAUGUCACAGUGAGAUGAAGAAACGUGGCAGCCUGAUGACCCGCACUCGCUGGACCUCCCGUCUUACUGAGAGCACAAAAAUGCAAUGACAUCAACUAAGCACUAGAGCUACAUGUACGAUGGAUCUGGGGAAAAGGGAUCAGAUAUAAGGGGUAAAGGUAGUGACCUUUGUACAGAGUUCACAUAUGACCAGCUAUGUGCAUAUCCAUAUGGACAGAACAAUAAUAACCAUUACCAGUUUAAUAAAGACAUAACUACCUGGCUGUGUUGGCAAAUACCGAUCAAAAAGAUAAACUAUUCCAAGGAAUAGGAACACUGGAUGCUGUGUCAGCAAAAAUGCUCUCCAAAGAGACCAAUCA
Messenger RNA from Liolophura sinensis, 1432 nucleotides. RefSeq names its product FMRFamide receptor-like. The record is from RefSeq and is a predicted model, not a curated record. Gene Ontology annotation, molecular function: G protein-coupled receptor activity. The transcript is spliced from 3 exons. Gene Ontology annotation, biological process: G protein-coupled receptor signaling pathway. Gene Ontology annotation, cellular component: membrane. NCBI's taxonomy places the organism in Eukaryota, Metazoa, Mollusca, Polyplacophora, Chitonida, Chitonidae. Bases 83 to 1162 code for a protein of 359 amino acids.